Messenger RNA from Manihot esculenta (cassava), 1923 nucleotides. RefSeq names its product probable terpene synthase 6. Gene Ontology annotation, biological process: diterpenoid biosynthetic process. Lineage: Eukaryota; Viridiplantae; Streptophyta; Magnoliopsida; Malpighiales; Euphorbiaceae. The record is from RefSeq and is a predicted model, not a curated record. The transcript has 7 exons. Gene Ontology annotation, molecular function: terpene synthase activity; magnesium ion binding. Bases 61 to 1704 code for a protein of 547 amino acids.
ACUAUAAAUAGAAGUGCUUUGAUCAUACUCGUAAAGUAUAACUUGCUUAAUUCUUUAAAGAUGGCUACGCUAGCUAGAAAGGAAGAAGACGUUUUCCGUCCACUGGCAAACUUUCCUCCUAGUGUUUGGGGUUAUAGUUUUGCUAAAUUUUCCUUUUUAGAUCCUGAAUAUGAACUACAGACCAAAGAAGUGGAACUGCUCAAACAAGAAGUGAACAUUUUAAUGCAGUCUGCAGAAAAGUUAACUGACAAAAUUGAGUUUAUCAACUUAUUAUAUCGUCUUGGUGUGUCUUAUCAUUUUGAAAAUGAAAUUGAAGAACAGUUAAAUCAUAUCUUCAAUAUGCUUCCUGAUCUUCUUGCUGAAAAUGAUUAUGACCUCCACACUCUGGCUCUUCUAUUUCAAGUUCUCAGACAAUAUGGAUACAAGAUGCCUUGUGAUGUGUUUGAAAAAUUCAAGGACAGCGAUGGAGCUUUCAAGAAAACAAUCUGCAGUGAUGUGAAAGGACUCCUUAGUUUAUAUGAAGCCACCUUUCUGAGCGUGCAUGGGGAAGAUAUUUUAGACGAAGCCCUUGUUUUUACAAGGCAAAAUUUGGAAACCUUAGUUGCUCAAUCAAGCCCUCCUCUAGCAGAACGCAUAAGGAAUGCUCUUGUGCGACCAUUCCACCAAGGCAUAGAGAGACUAGAGGCUCGACAAUACAUUUCUUUCUACGAAGGAGAUGAGUCUCGCAAUGAAACUCUCCUCAAAUUUGCAAAGUUGGAUUUCAAUCGAUUGCAACUCUUGUAUAAACAAGAGCUAGCCAUCCUCUCCAGCUGGUGGAAAGACUUGAAUCUUGUAGAGAAGCUUCCUUAUAUAAGAGACAGAAUCGUAGAAGUUUAUCUGUGGGCAAUUGGAGCCCAUUUUGAGCCUGAAUAUGCUCUUGCUCGACUGAUGAUCACCAAGUAUACAAAGAUGGUAUCUGUAGUAGAUGAUACGUAUGAUGCUUAUGGAACAAUUGAUGAACUCCAACGUUUUACAGAUUCAUUUCAGAGAUGCAAUGCUGAUGCUAUUGAUGAGGUGCCAGAAUAUAUGAAAGUUAUUUACAAGAGUCUCUUGAAGCUCUUUGAUGAAACUGAAAGUACUGACGAUGAAGAAAUGUCCUAUAGAACCUCUUAUGCAAAAGAGAGGUUCAAAGAACUUACAAGAGGAUACCUUCUUGAGGCAAAGUGGUUUAAUAAUGGGUAUGUGCCAUCAAUGAGAGACUACAUAGAAAAUGGAUUAAUCACAAGCACUUACAGUGUACUUCCAUCAGCUUCCUUCAUCGGAAUGGAAAAGGUUGUCGGAACCAAGGAGUAUCACUGGUUGGAAACUAAUCCUAAAAUCGUUGUAGCUUCCAAGUUAAUUUGUCGUUUGAUGGACGACGUUACCACUCGAGAGGAUGAGCAAAGGAGAGGACAUUGUGCUUCAAGCGUGGAGUGCUACAUGAAAGAACAUGGAGUAUCAGAAAAGGAAGCAAUAGGAGAAAUUCAGAAAAUGUGUGAAAAUGCAUGGAAGGACAUGAACGAAGCAUGCAUGAAGCCAACUGCUGUCCCAAGGGCUCUUCUCAAGUAUUAUGUAAACCUUGCAAGAGUGAUUGAUUUUGUUUACAAGUACAUGGAUUCCUACACAUAUGCUUCCAGUCUCAAACAGGACAUUUCCUCAUUGUUUCUUGGGCAACUGCCCAUGUAAACAUCCACUGCUGCUUUUCAUCUGGGUCCCUAAUGCCUAAUGGGAUUUAAUUAAAUAGGCUAGAUUUUGUGGAAUUUGUUGUUUGGUGUUUCAAGUUUGGAGUCAUGGUCUUUUUGCUUUGUUUGAAGUUGCUGGUCAGAGUUUCUGAGUUGCUAUGCAUUUGAAUCUUGUAUCAGGUUUUCUUACCUAAUAUGAUUGGAAUAGAUUGAACUUGUUUUA